Capsaspora owczarzaki ATCC 30864 is the source of this 1662-nucleotide messenger RNA. Its product is annotated as catsup protein. NCBI's taxonomy places the organism in Eukaryota, Filasterea, Ministeriida, Capsasporidae. The transcript has a single exon. Gene Ontology annotation, molecular function: zinc ion transmembrane transporter activity. Gene Ontology annotation, cellular component: membrane. The record is from RefSeq and is a predicted model, not a curated record. Gene Ontology annotation, biological process: zinc ion transmembrane transport; intracellular zinc ion homeostasis. The coding region runs from base 30 to 1619 and encodes 529 amino acids.
UUUUUUUUGUUUCUUUUCCCACUUCAUCGAUGCGCAGUCGUCGGUUGGUCGUUGUGCUGUGCUCGGUCGCGCUGAUCCAGCUGCUGGUGGCUGCUGGCUCGCUGGCCCAGGAGAACGCUCAUGCGCACGCACACGCAGCCGUCAAUGGUGCGGGCAAGUACGGAAAGGCAGUCAACGUUGCCGCUGCCGCGCGUCAGCAACACAGCCAAGGCCACAACCACGCACAUAGCCACGAUCACGGCCAUAGCCAUAGCCAUAGUCACGGCCAUAGCCACGAGCAUGCCCACGCUGGCGAGCCGCGGAUUGUCGCUGUCGCAGCCGUGCCAAUCCAAGCUGCAGACCAAGCACCCAGCCAAGCACACAAUCACAACCACAACCACGACCACGACCACGACCACAACCACGACCACGACCACGAUCACGACCACGGACAUGGUCAUAGCCACGAGCAUGCCCACGCUGGCCAGGCGGCAGCGGCAGCGGCAGUCUCCAAGAACGCAAUCACUCCGAGUGCCCAAUCAUCUCCCGUUCCGGACCAAGCUCACAACCACGACCACCACGAUGAUUGCUCCCACGACCACAGUCACGACGACGCAUCUGCCACGUCCGUUGCUUUUGGCAGCCCCGCCUGGAUCCAUGCGCUGGGCUCAACCGCUCUGAUUAGCAUUCUGCCGAUCGCCCUGCUCUUCUUCAUUCCGCUGGAUAAGGCUGCGUCUGCAACCCACGCCUCGCCGCUGCUCAAGGUCCUGCUCAGCUUUGCGGCCGGUGGUCUGCUUGGUGAUGUCUUUUUGCACCUGCUUCCGCACUCGUUCGCCCCGCACUCUGAGGGCGGCGACGACAACGGUGGUCACUCGCACUCGCAUUCGCAUUCGCAUGCGCACUCUCACUCCUCGGCCGAUCCGCACACGGCUGGCCUGUUGAUCGGACUGUGGAUUGUGUCUGGCAUCUUUGCCUUCUUUGUGAUUGAGAAAAUCAUGCGCCUGCUGGGUCGCCAGUCGCACUCGCAUUCCCAUGCGGAGCCUGCUGCCUCCGAUUCAGCCAAGAAGGCGGCCAGCAGCAAGGACGGCGCAAACAAAGACGGUCAUGGCCAUGCUCACGAGCACCACGACCACCAGCACGAAGAAGAGGAGCUUGCUCGCGCUGCCGGCAUGAAGGCUGCGGGCUGGCUGAACCUUGUGGCCGACUUUGCCCACAACUUUACGGACGGCAUGGCGAUCGGAGCCAUGUACCUGCACGGCGGCCGUGUUGGUCUGACGACGACGAUUGCCGUGUUGAUGCACGAGAUUCCGCACGAGCUGGGCGACUAUGCGAUUCUGAUUCGCUGCGGCAUGUCCAAGAAGCAAGCCAUCCUGGCGCAGUUCUCCACAGCCAUCGGCGCGGUGUGCGGCACCUUCCUCGGACUCAUGUCAGAGGGCAUUGCCGAAUCCUCGUCGUGGAUUGCGCCGUUCGCUGCCGGCGGCUUUAUCUAUAUCGCACUCGUCACCGUCGUGCCCGAGCUUCUGGACGACAGCCAUGUCCGAUCGCGCUCCACCACGUGGGCCAUCCUCUUCUUCCUGAUCGAAGCGCUCGCGUUCGUCGCUGGUGUCGGGUUGAUGGGUUUGAUUGCUUUGUUUGAGUGAAACAGUGAUGCCAACCGGUCAGUCAGCUCGUCUAAUACAGUAG